AUGUUAUUUCAAACUAGAGAAAAAACAUCUCGUUCUGUUUCACCAGCAAAUCGUUCAGAUUUAGUUACCAUAAUACCGAGGUCUCAAAGUCCAACCAUAACGAAAGAACAAUUAUAAGUAUUAAUUUGUAUAAUUAAGAACACCAAAUUUUACAAUCGUUUCUAUAGAUAGGAACAACGUUAUCAACUUUUAUAAGAUUAGGUUUACAGAUAUUUAUAAUGCAUAGAUUAAUGCAGAGAUCAAGGCAUUAUCAAACAAGAAGAAGAUUACAUAAAAUUCUUAUGCAAUUAUUGCCAAUUAAUUACAAUAAAGAAUUUCAGAUACAUUAUUUAGAUUCUAAAGUGAAAGACUUGAUUUUGCAUAAAUUGGAGCAGCAUUCACUGAUUUAAAAAUAUUUUAAGAAAUAAUCUUUGAUAGCAAUUGUGAAUGUAAAUUUAUAUUUAAAAUAUAGUAAUAAAUAGCGAUUAACCUCUUAAUUUAAGAGGUAAACAAGAGGUAUUUAUAAAUAUAUAUAUAUUUAGAUGUUGAUGCAUGAGAUGUUGUGGAAUCUAGUAUCACAAGAUGGUGAACAUGAAUAAGUUGAAACAUAAAUGGUAUUAUGUGUAUUUAGAAUCUUGAUGGAUCCAGUCAAAUUGACAGUUGAAGAAACAGCAUAAUUAGUAUUAGACUUUUUAAACUACGAAGUCACUAAUUACACUUAAAAAUUUGAUCAAGCAAAAAGAUUAGUUAUUCAAUUUAGAGCUUUAACAUAAAAUUAAAUUUUUUCUAGUUAUCCAGAUAAAAAAAAAGAAAUUGAAGAUGUAAAAGAUAAAUAUUCUCCAUCAAUAAAUUAGAAAUCUUAAAUUUUAGCUUAUCAAAACAGAUAAAAAUAUAUGGAUAAAUAAUUAAGUACUCAAAGUUAAAGUUGUAUUGAUGUUCUAUUAAAAAAGAAAGAAGUAUUUGAUAGGGAAAUUUAAAAAUAAUAACUAUAAAAAUAAGAAGAAAAAAUGAAAGAAUGUACAUUCUAACCUAAAAUUAAUUAAAAUUAUUCAUAAAAUUCUACUAUUGAUGUUGUAAGUAGAUUAUAUACUUAAGAAUCUAUUCAUUAAAAAAAAAUGUAUUAAGAAGAAACUAUAAGAAAAACUUAAGAAUAAAAAGAAUUAAUUGAAUUGAAUUAAUGCACAUUUACACCUUUAAUAAAUGAUGGUAUACCUAUAUCAACAACAACUGCAAGCACUCCUAAAGAUUAUGAUAAAAUGGUAGAUAGAAUGAGAAAGGCUAAUAAUAAAGCAAGAGAAUAAAAAGAAAAAUUAAAUCAGUAUUAAUUUACCUUAUAUUUAGUAUUUCUACUGGAGAAUAAUUAGAAAAACUAAGAAAUUCUCCAUUUAAUCCACCAUAAAUGGUAAAUAGACCAAAAUUAAAAAAAAAACCAAUUGUUAUAAUGGAUGUAAAUAUUUGUCCGGGAAAACAAGGAAGAUUAGCUCUUUAUGAAGAUUAAGAUCCUUAAGAUGUAGUCAAAAACUUUGCAAAAUUAUUCAAUUUGAAUACAGAGAUGUCAGAUAUAUUACUAAAUGUUUUAGAAUAAGAGAGAUAAAAAAUGAUCAAAAAAUAAUGCACUUGA
Messenger RNA from Paramecium pentaurelia, 1600 nucleotides. The record is from the annotation of a GenBank genome assembly. NCBI's taxonomy places the organism in Eukaryota, Ciliophora, Oligohymenophorea, Peniculida, Parameciidae.